This is a messenger RNA of Elephantulus edwardii (Cape elephant shrew), 927 nucleotides long. Its product is annotated as olfactory receptor 1Q1-like. The transcript is spliced from 3 exons. Bases 1 to 927 code for a protein of 308 amino acids. Gene Ontology annotation, cellular component: membrane. Lineage: Eukaryota; Metazoa; Chordata; Mammalia; Macroscelidea; Macroscelididae. Gene Ontology annotation, biological process: G protein-coupled receptor signaling pathway. The record is from RefSeq and is a predicted model, not a curated record. Gene Ontology annotation, molecular function: olfactory receptor activity; G protein-coupled receptor activity.
AUGGACAAAAGAAACCAGACCAGUGUCUAUGAAUUUCUCCUCCUGGGCCUCUCAGAGCAUCCAGAGCAGCAGCCUUUCCUGUUUGGACUCUUCCUGGCCAUGUAUUUGGUCACAAUAAUGGGAAACUUGUUCAUCAUUCUGGCCAUUGGCUUUGAUGUGCACCUCCAUACACCUAUGUACUUUUUCUUGGCCAACCUCUCUGUUUCUGACAUUGGUUUCAUUUCUACCACGGUUCCCAAGAUGCUAGAUAAUAUUGGUUCAGGAAGUAAACUGAUUUCUUAUGGUGAGUGCCUGGCACAACUCUAUUUCUUUGGCUUAUUUGCAGAUCUGGACAACUUUCUCCUGGCUGUGAUGGCACUUGACCGUUAUGUGGCUAUCAGCUACCCACUCCAUUAUGCCACAAGAAUGAACUCCCAACGUUGCAUUUUAUUGGUGGCUGGGUCCUGGGUAGUCACCACAUUCCAUGCCCUUCUCCAUACCUUGCUAGUGACCAGGCUUUCUUUCUGUGGCCCCAGUAUUAUCCCACACUUUUUCUGUGAUCUGUAUCCUUUCCUCAGUAUCUCCUGUUCUAGUACCCACCUCAACACCCUGAUGAUUCAAACAGAGGGUGUGAUUGGUAUCAAUGGAGCUUUGAUCUUCACCAUUGCUUCCUACACCUGUAUCAUCACAGCAGUCCUCCGGAUUCCCUCGGCCAAUGGCAAGUGGAAAGCUUUUUCUACCUGUGGAUCCCACCUCACUGUGGUGGCCAUAUUUUAUGGCACUCUCACAUGGGUCUACUUCCGACCUCUUUCCAGCUACUCUGUGGCCCAGGCUCGAAUUGUGACUGUCAUGUACACAGUGGUGACACCCAUGCUGAAUCCCUUCAUCUAUAGCCUGAGGAAUGGAGAUGUCAAGGUUACCUUUAGUCAAUGGGUGAGUAAAUUAUGA